Macadamia integrifolia is the source of this 2129-nucleotide messenger RNA. Its product is annotated as DDT domain-containing protein DDR4. Gene Ontology annotation, biological process: regulation of DNA-templated transcription. The record is from RefSeq and is a predicted model, not a curated record. NCBI's taxonomy places the organism in Eukaryota, Viridiplantae, Streptophyta, Magnoliopsida, Proteales, Proteaceae. Gene Ontology annotation, cellular component: RSF complex. The transcript has 11 exons. Bases 289 to 1749 code for a protein of 486 amino acids.
GAGAUUAGAGAAUGAAAACACACAAAAGAGCUAGAGAUGAUCCUGAAAUCCAACCCUAGGCGGUUAACCCCGGUUGAAAUCUUGUUUCAAUUUUAGGCGGGAGAUUUUUCAUUUAUAUAAGCUGUCACUUCCGUCCUUUCUCCGUCUUUCUGAACUCCGGAGAAGCUAUUUUUUCCUUUUCUCGUUUCGUCUCCCUCCAACUUCUCAAGCUUCUGGUUAACUGUUAACGAUUCUUGCUGCAACAUAGGAAAGAACUGCACUUUCUGUCACUUUUUGAGGUUUCAAACAAUGGCGAGAAGGCACGGGAGGGAGAGUCCAACAAUUCAUGUGAUCGAUGAAGAAGAGGAGGGUAUUUCGGCUGGAAGAUCAUCAAUGGAUUCAGUUUUUCAUCCUUCGGAACCACAGCUUGCUCGUCUUCAUCUUAGGGAACGAUGGGAAUUGGCUUCUGUUCUUAACUUCUUCAAAGUUUUCCAGCCCAUCAUUGGUAGCAAGUUGGAGUUUUCAGCGGAAGAAAUCGAGACAGCCCUCAUUACGCCCAACGGCACUCUCGCUCGGCUCCACAUUUUGCUUUUGAAGGGGAUACCACCUGUCAGCAAAAAAUUGACUGACCCUGAUGUUUGGGUUACAGAACUUUGUAAGAAACUUAAAGUGUGGUGGUCAACGGUCGCUGAAGGGGGGAUUCCACUCCUUGUAUCCCAUGGAGAAGAGAUAUCUAAAUACAAGGAAAUUGAUCCAACUGUUCGUCUGGUGAUCCUGAAAGCACUCUGUGAAAUUCGUCUUAUUCAUGAUGAUAUAUUGACUUAUAUUAACGACGAACUGAAAGAUGGAAGAGAGCUUUCUACUUUCCGUAAAGAUAGAAUUGAUGGAGAUGGAAAUGGAACUACUUACUGGUAUGAUGGAGAUUCAGUAAUUGGUUAUAGGUUAUACAAAGAAGUGAAAAAUGUUGAAUACAACCAAAGCUCACAGGAGAAAGGACACUUAGCACCAGCAACUACUGGUUUUCAAUGGGAAACACUGGCAACAAAUCUUGAUGAAUUUCGUGAGAUAUCAGAUAAACUCUGUUCCAGUGAAGUUGUGGUUGAAUCUAAUGUUGGGAAGAUAGUUGAAAAAGAAAUUUUACCUAUUCUGGAAAAGCUCCAAAAGAAGAAAGAAAGGACACUGAAACGACAAAGUGAGAAAGCAUUGCUCCAGAGUGGUCAUUUUAAUUCUUUUGGAAUGAUGAAUACUCGUACCUCUCGUGUUCGUAGACCUGUCAAUUACACAUUUGAUGAAUAUGACAGGUCUAUUGACGAGGCUCUAGAGGUGAUAAAGGGAGAUCCCACUGGGGAUAAAAGGCAUGAGCAGGAAAUUGGCAGUGAUCCUGAAGGAAGUGUCACUGAUGAGAUUCGGCUCAUAGGAACUGGUAAUGGUAGCAGUGAAAGCGAUGACGAUUAUGAUAGCAAGAAUGAGGUUGACGAUGAUGACAUUGGUGACAACUUAGGCACAUCUGAGAAGGAAAGCAAAAAACUUGGCCCUGGAAAUGGUGUGAAACGGAAUUCUCAGAAACGAAAUGGUUUAACUGAAGUUGUAGGAUUGCGCCGCAGUAGGAGAAUAUCUGGGACCAGUUCUCCUGGCUUGAUGCUAGGAAGUGAUGUAGACAUGAAGCAGAGACCACCCUGUGACACCAUUUUUGAACCUCAUAUUAUUUCAGACUCGGAAGACUUAAACAUGUCUGAACAUCUGGGCAAUAAGAUGUUAUGUACUGGAUGAAAUUUUUUGCUUCCUUGUAAGAAUUCAUUGGUGAUGGUUGAAGAAGGUAAUAUUGAUGGUUCACAAUCACCAGACAACCAACCAUACGUGCGUCAAGCUAUUGCUUAGACUUUUUUUUGGGGGGGGGGGGGGGGGGUGGGGGAGGGGAUUGGUAAUACCUAGGGAUAUGGCUGAUAAUUUGAAAUCUGUCUGCUGAUCUGUAAAGAAGUUUCAGUGCUAUAAUGUAAUGCUUUUCUUUUGGUAAAAUGUAAUGCUUUUCUCACCUGUAACAAUACUUGACGUUGCAGAUAGUAUUGGAAUCCCUGACACUCAUCUGUUUUGAUAUUCAUUUCUAAUGUUAUGUGACAUGAUAAGAAAAGGGUAGGACAAUUCGUACAAAA